Molecule: messenger RNA, 948 nt
Organism: Penicillium cinerascens
Lineage: Eukaryota; Fungi; Ascomycota; Eurotiomycetes; Eurotiales; Aspergillaceae
Exons: 2
Coding region: 1-948 (315 amino acids)
Source: RefSeq, a predicted model, not a curated record
AUGUCUGACGAGUGUGACAAGACUGGCCCCCUAUGGGGCGACCUAGCUGUUGAACAGUACUUUCUUACAAACUGGGACCACUCUUCCGCUGAAACUCCAGACCAGCAGCGGAAAAGACUUGUGGCUGAAUUUCUAGACCUAAAGCUUAUCCCCGCUGAGUGGAUGACAAACUGUGAAGGGGAUCCCUUACUUAUUCCACCGCGGGAGCCCAGUAUAGAAGAAAUUAAGACGAUCCUUCGACCUUAUCGUUGUGAGAAACUCCGGUGGCACGCCGAUAAUAUCUACACCGGUGAACUAUGUCCUAUGCUUCUACGCACGCACUAUAGCAACGACGAGGACGAGAAGAAAAGAUACGACGAGAUGAUGGAGAAAUGGACAAACGGAGAGAUAUUUGGCGACGAGGCUUGGUGGGCCGUUCUCGACGAUGCGGAUAUAUUCAAUUUUGGGUCUAACUGGCGCCGCAUCUAUGACAUUUUACCUGAGGUCUCUUACCCUAUUGAAUUUAGGUGUAUUAUAAAGGACGAUCAUCAGUAUUUUGCACGGUACAUCGAACUAUAUGAAUAUAGUGAGAUGCGUCCGUUUUUCAAAAGAGAUCUUGCGGCUCGGAAGGAAAGCGAUCCUCAAGCGUGGCGCGACGACCGGGAUUCAGUGAUCGAGUCGGUGGGCAUGACGAUGCAGAGCAGCGCUACAACCACAUAUAUCUUCAUCGCGGAUAAAGAAGCUUUUGAAAGCGGGCGUCCACGAGUGAUUUAUCUCGACGGACUUCGACGAAUUGUUCGCGAGGGUCGCAUAGACCCUGAAAGGGAUGAUUUCGGCAGUAUCAUUAGUUUACGGAUGACGACGUAUGAAUUGCUGGAGUAUACGACGCUUGAUGAGAAGUAUCGAGUCAAUGGGGAGAUCGGGAAGGAAUUAUAUCAAUUGACUGAAGAGGAUCUCGCAGACCCAUAA